Molecule: messenger RNA, 2039 nt
Organism: Vespa velutina
Lineage: Eukaryota; Metazoa; Arthropoda; Insecta; Hymenoptera; Vespidae
Gene: nSyb
Product: vesicle-associated membrane protein 2
Exons: 5
Coding region: 183-746 (187 amino acids)
Biological process (GO): vesicle-mediated transport; vesicle fusion
Cellular component (GO): plasma membrane; SNARE complex
Molecular function (GO): SNAP receptor activity; syntaxin binding
Source: RefSeq, a predicted model, not a curated record
AGAGAGAGAACGGUGUGUCUGUCUGUGCUUGGAAAUUUUAUCAAUACCACGGUUAUCUAGUCCGCCACUGGCAGAGUCGCUCGCGAAAUCUACGGGCUCGACGUCCGACGACGGGGUGGCGCAAAGGCUCGAGAAUAGGCCGUGAGAAGUAGAGAAAAGGACAGGAGCGAAAGAGAACGAAUAUGGCCACCGAAGGCGGUCUGGCACCGGAUGCCGCGGGUGCUGGCGCGGGUGCAGGUGCAGGAACCGAUGGAAUUGUCGGUGGUCCUAGGACGCCUCAGCAGAUCGCCUCGCAAAAGCGACUGCAGGCGACGCAGGCGCAGGUUGAUGAGGUCGUCGACAUUAUGAAGACGAAUGUUGAGAAGGUCCUUGAACGUGAUCAAAAGCUUUCCGAGCUUGAUGAUCGAGCAGACGCACUUCAGCAAGGAGCGUCGCAAUUUGAACAACAAGCGGGAAAACUGAAAAGGAAGUUCUGGCUACAAAAUUUAAAGAUGAUGAUCAUCAUGGGCGUCAUCGCACUCAUUAUAUUGAUCAUUAUAGUUGCAAAAUUCAUGCCGGAGUCAACACCGCCACCACCACCUGCGUACGCUUAUCCACCAGGAGCAGUACCUCCCCCGGGUCCACCAGCUGCAGGUGCUCCUGCCGCAGCACCAGGAGGUGCAGCUGCUCCAGGGGGUGGUUCUGCACCCCAAACCGCCGCUGCUGCCUUCGUUGGCUCCUUUAAUGGUAUACGCAGUACGAUCUAAAGAAAAGCUGCUCCCUCCGUUACAAUCUUUAAAUUAAAUUUAAAUUAAAUUGAAUUACAACAAAAAAAAGAAAAGAAAUUAAUUAAAAAAAAAAAUUAAAUUAAAAGAAAAACAACCAAACAAAAACGAUCCUCUAGAUGUGAUCGAUUAAUCGAUCUGGACGAUAAGAAAGAUAGAAAUAAACGAAGACAUGCGAUGAGAGAGACGAAUAAUUAAAUAUAAAUCUUCUCAAACUUCUCCUCAAUUUUAUUUCUUUUUAAUUUGCAAAAGAUCAUUACAAUUCACUUUUGCAAAAUGAAGAAAGUUAAAAAGAAUAGAGAAAUGAAAAGAAAAGAGAUGAGAAGAAGAGAAAAGGGAGACAAUUUCUAUUUGAAAUUGAAAACAUCGUCGUUUGUCCUUGAAUAGCUCGAUAGUCUCAUUAAUAUUAAUUAAAUGAAAUGAAUAUCGUUUAUGUUGGUAAAAAAGUUAUAUCCAAUAUACAAUUAUUUAUACAUAUAUAUACAUACAUAUAUAUAUAUAUAUAUAUAUAUAUAUAUAUAUAUAAAUAAUCUUAUGUAUUAUGUUAAGAAAAACGAGUACUAUAUAAAUAUAAUGUGAAGGCUCGAGACGUGCUCUCUACGUAUGUAGUUAUUCCUAUCCAUAUACAUACAACCGAUAUCAAGGAAUACGAGAGGAAACAGUACCUAUACACAUAAUAUUUUCCAUUACGCGAUCUAUUUACGAUUAAUCGUGAGAUUGCGUAUAUUUCAAUAAUAUAUGUACAUAAAUGAUUAUUAUUAUUAUUAUUACAAAUUGUCAGUGUAAGAAUAAACGAAUAUAAGUAUAUUAAUUUAAUGAAAUAUUAAACGAAAGACAUGUGUUAACGAAAGACACGUGUAUAACGAGGAAAAUAAUAAGCGAAGAGUGUUAUUAGUGUUAAAUUUAUUAUAUCCUCCAUUAUAUAUAUGUAUGUAUGUAUGUAGGUAUGUAUAUAUGUGUAUAUAUAUAUAUAUAUAUACAUACAUACAUACAUACAUAUAUAUACAUAUAUAUAUGCAUAUAUAUAGCUAUUAUUGUAAACAAAGUACCUAUACACGUUGUACCGUCAUUGUCAUCAGAGUUCGACAUUUUUGAGCGUUUGAAAAAAAAAAAUAAACCACGGCAGUUUAGAGAAAUAGUCAUUGUCCGAUGCACGUUUUACAUGAUUAUAUUUUCUUUUUAAUUCUUGAAAUUUUUUUAUUAUCACGAGCCUAACGAAUAUAUACAUAUAUAUAUAAUUUUGUUUUUUUUUUUGUGAUCUAUAAUUUAUAAUAA